Messenger RNA from Hippocampus comes (tiger tail seahorse), 2355 nucleotides. It is a transcript of the gene ica1, whose product is annotated as islet cell autoantigen 1. Lineage: Eukaryota; Metazoa; Chordata; Actinopteri; Syngnathiformes; Syngnathidae. Bases 706 to 2124 code for a protein of 472 amino acids. The record is from RefSeq and is a predicted model, not a curated record. The transcript has 12 exons. Gene Ontology annotation, molecular function: protein domain specific binding. Gene Ontology annotation, biological process: regulation of transport. Gene Ontology annotation, cellular component: Golgi apparatus.
GUUUGUAAAUGUCAUAUUUAUUUCGGUUGCAUAUGUAAAGCAUUUUUUCGAUGGUCCUCCUGGAUGCCUAGGUGGCGCACGAGGAGUGACUAGUCAAACCGCAACGUGUAGCUUCUUCAGCGCUUGCUAAUAAACCCUCACAAAAAUAACAUUGAAUCUAAAAUUCAUUUCAAUUAAACGUACAUAUCACGAAUAGAAAACAAUAACUGUCACUGAAAUGUAAUCAGAUGUUUUAAAUAUUUAUCGCCGCUUUGUGGCGCUUCAAAACACCUGGGGGCGAUAGUGUGUCAAUAAGUGAUGAUUGACUGCCGAAGAAGAAAGUUAAUCUUACUUCCUUGCCGAGCUUCAUUGCACUUUUAAAUUCGAAACAACAAAAUUCACUUUGGUCGGAAUGUAGAGUCGAGGCAGGGUGAUAUUUUUAUGCAUUUUAUUCAUUGUUUCUCGUCUUAAAUUAGCGUUCACAUGCUGGCGAAAAUCUGUUAUUUUAAGUGUUGUUUAACGUUGUUUCAGUUCAGUCAUCAACCGGUUAGCUGGAGUGAUAAUUUGUUUUUUCGUUUUAACAAAAGUUUUUGCAUAAUCUAGCAUUGCGCGUCGAUUUUGGAUUCGAGUGGUUUCAUGAGGGUUUACGACGAAAUGCCACUGGACCACUGAUGUGACCGGUGGGAGGACUGCAGUUCCAAGCAGGUUAUCCUAAAAAAAAACAAAAUGGAGGGCGUGAGUUUUGACCCCAUGGAACAUGCACUCCUGGGCGAGGACUCUCGUUCGGUGGUGAGCCGCUUCCAGCAGCGCUACUGGAAAACCAAGCAGACGCUCAUCAGGGUGAGCGGCAAGAAGGAGGAUCAGCACGUGGUGGCCUCAGACGCCGACCUGGACGCCAAACUGGAGGUUUUUCACUCCAUCCAGAGGACAUGCAUGGAGCUGCUGAAGGUGAUCGAGCAGUAUCAGAGGAGGAUCUGCUUUCUUUCCCAAGAGGAGAAUGAGCUGGGUCGCUUCCUGCGCUCUCAGGGCUCUCAGGACAAAAGCCGGGCGGGAAAGAUUAUGCAGGCCACGGGCAAAGCGCUCUGUUUCUCCUCCCAGCAAAGACCGGCGCUGAGGAAGCCCCUGUGCCGCCUGUACCAGGAGGUGGAGACGUUCCGCUUCCGGGCCAUCUCGGACACGUGGCUGACGGUCAAGCGCAUGGAGCAGAGUCGCACCGAGUACAGAGGAGCCCUGCUGUGGAUGAAGGACGUCUCCGCCGAACUGGACCCGGACACACGCAAGCAGAUGGACAAGUUUCGUAAGGUUCAGGCAGAGGUCCGCUGCACCAAGCGCAGCUUUGACCAGCUGAAGAUGGACGUGUGCCAGAAGGUGGACCUGCUGGGAGCCAGUCGCUGCAACCUGCUGUCCCACGUGCUGGCCACCUACCAGGUAAGACUUGGCCGCGGCCUCCCAGUGGGAGGCCUCCACGCUUUCUCAUGUGCCCCCCACCCCCCCCAGACCACUCUACUGCAUUUCUGGGAGAAGACGUCUCACACCAUGGCUGCCAUUCACGAGAACUUCAAGGGCUGCCUGCGCCACGAGGGGCCAUCAAGGGAGAAGAAGAAGAGGAGGAGGAAGAAAAGUCAAGCAGAGAAAAAAGAUGACGACAAGGCCACACCGGAUGAACUGGUAUCGCUGGCGAAUGGCAUCAGUAGCGGUACAACAAGAGAAGGAGAACCGUGUGAAUCAUCGUCGUCGGAGCUUCCGGAGGAGGACAAGGACAGUUCGGCCCUGCUGGAGGAGAUCCUGGCAGGCUUGUCGCUUCACGAGCCCGCCCCCUUGUGCCGACAGUGGAGUCCGGUGUUCGGCGAUGCCCCGGGAGAUGGGAACGCCGCAGCGGCAGACCCCCGCUCGCUAUUUCUACCUUCUCAGCUUCUGGACCACAACUUGAAGACGCUGCUGGAAGAUGGAGCCGGGAGCACUUUGCAGCCUGUCGCCGCGGCAACAGAGCAACCCCAAGGAGCCGUUGGACUGAAAGCAGCGAGCUGUUCCGGUCCGUCCAAGGACACGUUGGCGUGGUUCAACCUGUUUGCAGACUUGGACCCCCUGGCCAACCCGGAUGCGGUCGGCAAUAGCCACACCGAGCAACAACUUUACAAUGCUUAGUUAGCUACAGUAGCUAGCCAUCCACACGAGCCUGCGAGCUUCCAACCAAGCAAACAUUCAAGGGAUUUCAUCUGCACUUCCUGUUAAUGGUGAAAAAUGCAAACAGAAUGUGACCAAAAUGAGCUUCAGACCAGAUCUUAACGCGCACAUUAUUUUAGCUAAGCCAAAGACGACGACGGACUCAAAUAUAAACUCUGGCGUGUCGGAAAUAAAACAUAUCAUGACAAUACA